Penicillium odoratum is the source of this 405-nucleotide messenger RNA. RefSeq names its product DUF952 domain-containing protein. NCBI's taxonomy places the organism in Eukaryota, Fungi, Ascomycota, Eurotiomycetes, Eurotiales, Aspergillaceae. The record is from RefSeq and is a predicted model, not a curated record. The coding region runs from base 1 to 405 and encodes 134 amino acids. The transcript has 2 exons.
AUGGCAGCACUCGAUUCUCAGCCCCGUUACAUCUACAAGAUUAUCCCCUCCGCCGCACCGGUCUGCGAGCCACUUCCUGAGCGUUUGCCCGUUAGCCAGCUGGACCAAGACUCGGGAUUUGUCCAUCUCUCGAUGGCGACCCAAGUUGCCAAUACGCUCAAAUUUUUCUUCAAGGAUGAACCGUUGGUAUAUAUUCUACGUAUAGAGUAUGAACGUGUGAUGCAAGAUGUCCGCUGGGAGUCCCCCGACGGGAAGGUCUGCGGCCCACGACCCGGAGAAGGCUUGUUCCCUCACCUAUAUAACGGCUUGAAACUGGGGAAAGAUGAAGUCGAGAGUAUCGCAGUUUGGCAGAAUGAAGACGGGUGGGACAAAGCCAUCAACGGGGCUGAGGCAUGGCUUCUGUGA